Molecule: messenger RNA, 333 nt
Organism: Aureococcus anophagefferens
Lineage: Eukaryota; Pelagophyceae; Pelagomonadales; Pelagomonadaceae
Exons: 1
Coding region: 1-333 (110 amino acids)
Source: RefSeq, a predicted model, not a curated record
AUGGUUGUAGCCACGGAAGAAGAGCCCCGGGAGACUGUUCACGAUUCCGGCGCGACCUCUCGACGUAUCACGCUUCAGGAGUUUACCUCUCCUGCACUCGAAUCUCCGCUUUCGAUCGGGAAGGAACCGGCGAUGGAACGUAGCAACGGGUGGUCGAACAACAGCGUCGACGGCAGUUCAGUGCGGAGACGCUCGUUGAAUCGCGUCAAGUACUAUGUGGACUCGAUGGAGUCGAGCCCGGCCGAUAUGUGCGGUGCGUUGGGAAAGACGCUGGUGUCACUGAGCUGGGCCAUAGUGCCAAUAAGCUCGUCGAGGACGCAACGACCUGUUUAG